Messenger RNA from Paramecium tetraurelia, 285 nucleotides. RefSeq lists its product as uncharacterized. The record is from RefSeq and is a predicted model, not a curated record. Gene Ontology annotation, molecular function: protein binding. Lineage: Eukaryota; Ciliophora; Oligohymenophorea; Peniculida; Parameciidae. The transcript is spliced from 3 exons.
AUGAAGAAUCAAUUAAAGAAUAUGAUAAAGCAAUUGAAUUAAAACCAAGCUAUGAUGUUUACUAUAACCGUAAAGGAUAAGCCUUAAUACUAUUUAAAGAAAUAUGAAGAAUCAAUUAUAGAAUUUGAUAAAGCAAUUAAAUUAAAUCCAAAUUAUGAUGAUUACUAUAAUAGUAAAGGAUAAGCAUUAUAAAAUUUAAAGAAAUAUGAAGAAUCAAUAAUAGAAUUUGAUAAGGCAAUUGAAUUAAAUCCAAAUUAUGAUGAUUACUAUAAUAGUAAAGGUUGA